Molecule: messenger RNA, 4631 nt
Organism: Paramisgurnus dabryanus
Lineage: Eukaryota; Metazoa; Chordata; Actinopteri; Cypriniformes; Cobitidae
Product: diacylglycerol kinase delta-like
Biological process (GO): phospholipase C-activating G protein-coupled receptor signaling pathway
Cellular component (GO): plasma membrane
Molecular function (GO): ATP-dependent diacylglycerol kinase activity; protein heterodimerization activity; protein homodimerization activity
Source: RefSeq, a predicted model, not a curated record
CAGCGGCUGCAGUGUUCAGUUCUUUCCGCUAGGCGGCAAUGUAAGCGCCUCUGUUUCGGUGUAACACGUCUCUGUAUGUGAAGCCCGGGGGCCGGAGCGCAGGAUGGCGGCGGCGGUUGAGGUAGCGGUAGUCGGCACAACGGCAGCGGAGAUCGAGUCCUCGGACAGCGAGCCGGAACAGGACCACGGAUCCCCGCAGAAACUCAUCCGCAAGGUCUCCACGUCCGGACAGAUCCGGAGCAAGACAAUUUUAAGAGAGGGAAAGUUAAUGAAACAGACAAAUUUUCAGCGCUGGAAGAGACGGUAUUUUAAACUGCGGGGAAGAACGCUAUACUACGCUCAGACAUCCAAGUCAAUCAUAUUUGAUGAAGUGGAUUUGACAGACGCCAGUGUAGCUGAAUCCAGUACCAAGAAUGUUAACAACAGUUUUACUGUAAUCACUCCGUGUCGUCGUUUGAUUCUCUGUGCUGAGAACAGAAAAGAAAUGGAGGAAUGGAUCGCAGCAUUAAAGAGUGUUCAGAACAGGGAACACUUUGAGUCCACACAGUUCAGUAUGGAUCAUUUCUCUGGGAUGCAUAACUGGUACGCCUGUUCUCACGCUCGCCCCACAUACUGUAACGUCUGUCGGGAGGCUUUGUCUGGUGUCACAUCACACGGGCUGUCCUGUGAAGUUUGUAAGUUUAAAGCACACAAGCGUUGUGCAGUAAGAGCCACUAAUAACUGUAAAUGGACGACACUGGCAUCUAUCGGCAAAGAUAUACUUGAGGAUGAGGACGGGAUCUCAAUGCCUCAUCAGUGGUUGGAGGGGAAUCUACCCGUCAGUGCUAAAUGUACAGUGUGUGAUAAAACCUGCGGUAGUGUCCUCAGACUUCAGGACUGGCGGUGUUUAUGGUGUAAAGCCAUGGUGCAUGCUGGGUGUAAAGAGCAGCUGUCCAUCAAAUGUCCACUGGGUCAGUGUAAAGUAUCUGUGAUACCACCCACAGCCCUCAACAGCAUCGACUCAGACGGAUUCUGGAAGGCGUCGUGUCCUCCGACAUGCACCAGCCCGUUGUUAGUUUUUGUCAACAGUAAAAGUGGAGAUAAUCAGGGUGUGAAGUUUCUACGACGAUUCAAGCAGCUGUUAAACCCCGCUCAGGUCUUUGAUCUGAUGAAUGGAGGACCGCACCUGGGUUUGCGUUUGUUUCAGAAGUUCGAUACGUUUCGUAUUCUGGUGUGCGGUGGGGAUGGCAGCGUGGGCUGGGUUUUAUCAGAGAUUGAUUCUCUGACUCUACACAAACAGUGUCAGUUGGGCGUGCUUCCUCUAGGAACAGGAAAUGACCUGGCAAGAGUUUUGGGGUGGGGCUCAGCGUGUGAUGAUGACACCCAGUUACCCCAGAUACUGGAGAAACUGGAGCGAGCCAGCACCAAGAUGCUGGACAGAUGGAGUAUUAUGGUGUAUGAAACCAAGUUUCCACGGCAACACUCCAGCUCCACAGUGACAGAGGACUGUAGUGAUGAUUCUGAGGUUCAACACAUUCUGACCUACGAGGAUUCGGUCGCCGCGCACCUCUCCAAAAUACUGACGUCUGACCAACACUCAGUGGUCAUCUCCUCUGCUAAAGUCCUAUGUGAGACCGUAAAGGAUUUCGUUGCGAGAGUCGGCCGUGCAUAUGAGAAAAGCUCAGAAAGCACGGAGGAAUCAGAGGUUAUGGCUAAAAAGUGUGGCGUUUUGAAAGAGAAGUUGGACUCUUUACUGAAGACGCUCAAUGACGAAUCCCAGGCCACGACCGUGAUGGCCACGCCUCCUCCCACCAUCGCAGAGGAGCAGGAUGAUGGAGAGUGUGUGGUGCUGGUUCCACCCAAAGCCCCGCCCACAGUCACAGCUCCCUGCUCGCCCCGCCCAACCGCUCCCAUUUUUAAGCCUCGAGAGCAGCUGAUGUUACGCGCUAACAGUCUGAAGAAAGCCAUCAGACAAAUCAUAGAGCACACAGAGAAAGCUGUGGAUGAGCAAAACGCUCAGACUGAGGAGGUGUUUGUCUCUCUACCUACUGAGGAGGAAGAGGAAGAUGAUGAAGCAGAUAAAUUAUCUCUACAAUCCUCAUACAGUAACAGAGCUCGACCCAGUAGAAGAGCCUCCAAGACUCCGUGUGAGAAGCUCAUCUGUAAAGGAAGUCUAUCAAUCGGUAGCUCCGCCUCACUUCCUGUUCAGACAGGAAGUAGGGACAGUAUGCCCAUGCUGAACACCAAGAUCCUCUACCCAAGUCUCAGGGCAGGUGUUUCAGGCUCUUUUAGUGGUUCGGUCAUCAGCAGGCUAUUGGUCAAUGCUGACCCGUUCAGCUGUGAUCCAGAGAACCUGGAUCUCUAUACAGAGAAAUGUGUGAUGAAUAAUUAUUUUGGAAUCGGUCUGGAUGCCAAAAUAUCUUUGGACUUUAACAACAAACGUGACGAGCAUCCAGAAAAAUGCAGAAGUCGCACUAAGAACAUGAUGUGGUAUGGAGUCCUGGGUACUAAAGAACUUCUUCAUAGAACUUACAAGAACCUGGAGCAGAGGGUUCUGCUGGAGUGCGAUGGCAGGCCCAUUCCUCUCCCCAGUCUCCAGGGAAUCGCUGUAUUAAACAUUCCCAGUUACGCUGGAGGAACAAACUUCUGGGGUGGAACCAAAGAAGACGACACGUUUACUGCGCCGUCAUUCGAUGAUAAGAUCCUGGAGGUGGUUGCUGUAUUCGGCAGUAUGCAGAUGGCUGUUUCUAGAGUCAUUAACUUACAGCAUCAUCGUAUCGCACAGUGUCGGACGGUUAAGAUCACUAUUCUGGGUGAUGAAGGUGUACCUGUACAGGUGGAUGGAGAGGCCUGGAUUCAAUCGCCCGGAUACAUCCGGAUCCUUCACAAGAACCGAACGCAAACCCUCACCAGAGACCGAGCGUUUGAGAAUACUUUAAAGUCAUGGGAGGACAAACAGAGAGUUGAGAUACCGCGUCUGGUAUCCCAGCAUGCAUCACAGCCCGAAAUUGUUUCUGAAGACGAAACCGCUCAGAUCAGUCUGUUUGGACAGGCAGCUGGAGCUCUGAUACACAGUAUUAGGGAAGUAGCGCAGUCUCAUCCCACUAUCGAACAGGAAUUAGCUCAUGCAGUCAACGCCAGCUCUAAAGCCAUGGACCUAGUGUACGAAAACUCCAAGACAAGUGGGGGUUUGACCUGUAAUGUGGUGAUGCAGAUGGUGAGUGAUGUUAAAGCGCUACACAGUGAGACAGAAUUGCUGCUCACAGGAAAGAUGUGCCUGCAGUUGGAUCCUCCUCAGAGAGAGCAGCUGAUUGGUGCAUUGGGUUCUGUCACUCAACAGUUACGCAGACUGACGGACAUCAGCUGGCUCAGUCAACUCAUUGAUCCGGCUGACGAUGAGGUACAGCUCUCUGAUUUCACCAAGAGGAGUCGCAGUGCUAAAUUCCGACUCAAAUUCAAGAAAGACAAAAACAACAAAAAUAAAGAGACGUGUGCCGCCUUCAACGUACCUGUGCAUCAGUGGGGUGUAGAUGAGGUGGGCAUCUGGUUGGAGAUGCUCUGUUUAUCGGAGUAUAAGGAGAUCUUCAACAGACACGACAUUAGAGGACCAGAAUUACUUCAGCUGGAAAGGAGAGACCUUAAGGACCUGGGAGUGACUAAAGUCGGCCAUAUGAAGCGGAUCUUGCAGGGUAUCAGAGAUUUAAGUCCAAACUCCACCACCAGCGAAGCCUAAACGCUCAGCAGCCAAUCAGAUGCCUCAUUUAGACGUGACGCAGCUUAUCAAACGCUAAGUCACGACUAAAACCAGCCAUACGCAGCCCUUCGCCUCAAAGGGACCAAUGUUGAUCUCGACCAAUCAUAGUGCCUUCUCUCCUCUACCUUUGUGACAUCAUCAUUUUAAGUAAAACUGUUUUACUACCUAAGGGUGCGUGCACACCAAGGCGUUUACACUGGCAAAUGUUUUCAAUUGUUUCCAAUGGAAGCACCAUGCUUUUCAGAAAUGCCAGCAGCUGGCGUUUUUUCCCCCGCUGAGUAGAGGUGGGGGAAAAAAUUAAUUCUUAGAUGCAUCGUGAUGUGGGACGUGGAGGAUUUUGAAUCGAUUCACAAAUGUCAAAAAUCGAUUUUCUGGGAAAAAAGUUUUCUAAUAAAGUAAUAUUUAUGGAAUGCAAAAGGCGGAACUCAACAGUUCACAAAACACACACACAAAAAAAGUUUCAGAUAAUCUAUAAUUGUUUUUAGCAUCGCCGCCCUCUGAAUCGUGAUCGAAUCGUGAGGUGGCAAGAGAUUCCCACCCCUACCACUGAGCGCCCACGCUGGCUUUCUUUCUGCGCUCAGCUUUAAAAAAAGGUUAAACUUUGGGUGAAACGCUCAUCAAUGUCACUUCUCACUCAGCAGUCCAAUCAGAGUGGAUGAGGGGCGGGACAAAUACCAACUGGCGCAUCGUUCAACAACUGAUAAACAAACCAGAAGUAUCAUUGCAACCAAAGGGCUUAGCUAAAAAAAAAAAACACUGGUAAGCGCCCACAGUCAACGGCCGCCUGGCCUUUGUAGUCAUUUUCCUCACUCUUGAUUACUUGCAGUAUUUAACUUCCUGUCAUGCAAAUUUUUGAGUUGAAUAUUUUCAACAUGCAUGAAUGCGCAUUUGAGGCGAA